Molecule: messenger RNA, 1397 nt
Organism: Orycteropus afer afer
Lineage: Eukaryota; Metazoa; Chordata; Mammalia; Tubulidentata; Orycteropodidae
Gene: RUVBL2
Product: RuvB like AAA ATPase 2
Biological process (GO): box C/D snoRNP assembly; chromatin remodeling; regulation of transcription by RNA polymerase II
Cellular component (GO): Ino80 complex; R2TP complex; Swr1 complex
Molecular function (GO): DNA helicase activity; ATP hydrolysis activity; ATP binding
Source: RefSeq, a predicted model, not a curated record
CACUCCCACAUCCGGGGGCUGGGGCUGGACGAUGCCUUGGAGCCACGGCAGGCCUCCCAGGGCAUGGUGGGGCAGCUGGCGGCCCGGCGGGCAGCAGGUGUGGUGCUGGAGAUGAUCCGCGAAGGGAAGAUCGCUGGGCGGGCGGUCCUCAUCGCCGGCCAGCCUGGCACUGGGAAGACGGCCAUCGCCAUGGGCAUGGCCCAGGCGCUGGGCCCCGACACGCCGUUCACGGCCAUCGCGGGCAGCGAGAUCUUCUCCCUGGAGAUGAGCAAGACUGAGGCCCUGACGCAGGCCUUCCGGCGGUCCAUCGGCGUCCGCAUCAAGGAGGAGACCGAGAUCAUCGAAGGGGAGGUGGUGGAGAUCCAGAUUGACCGGCCAGCCACAGGGACGGGCUCCAAGGUGGGCAAGCUGACCCUCAAGACCACAGAGAUGGAGACCAUCUACGACCUGGGCACCAAGAUGAUUGAGUCCCUGACCAAGGACAAGGUCCAGGCUGGGGACGUGAUCACCAUCGACAAGGCCACAGGCAAGAUUUCGAAGCUGGGCCGCUCCUUCACACGGGCUCGGGACUAUGACGCCAUGGGCUCCCAGACGAAGUUCGUGCAGUGCCCGGACGGCGAGCUGCAGAAGCGCAAGGAGGUGGUUCACACCGUGUCCCUGCAUGAGAUCGACGUCAUCAACUCCCGCACCCAGGGCUUCCUGGCGCUCUUCUCGGGUGACACGGGGGAGAUUAAGUCCGAAGUCCGCGAGCAGAUCAACGCCAAGGUGGCGGAGUGGCGGGAGGAGGGCAAGGCAGACAUCAUCCCCGGGGUGCUGUUUAUUGACGAGGUCCACAUGCUGGACAUUGAGAGCUUCUCCUUCCUCAACCGGGCGCUGGAGAGUGACAUGGCUCCCAUCCUCAUCAUGGCUACCAACCGCGGCAUCACCCGCAUCCGAGGCACCAGCUACCGGAGCCCGCACGGCAUCCCCAUCGACCUGCUUGACCGGCUGCUCAUUGUCUCCACCUCCCCCUACAGCGAGAAGGACACCAAGCAGAUCCUCCGGAUCCGGUGUGAGGAGGAAGACGUGGAGAUGAGCGAGGACGCCUACACCGUGUUGACGCGCAUCGGGCUGGAGACCUCCUUGCGCUACGCCAUCCAGCUGAUCACGGCCGCCAGCCUCGUGUGCCGGAAGCGCAAGGGCACGGAGGUGCAGGUGGAUGACAUCAAGCGGGUGUACUCGCUGUUCCUGGACGAGUCGCGCUCCACGCAGUACAUGAAGGAGUACCAGGAUGCCUUCCUCUUCAAUGAGCUGAAAGGUGAGACCAUGGACACCUCCUGAAUGGACGCCCUCUUCCUCCACCCUGCUUUUCCCCCGAGUUCUACACUGUGACUUUGUAUAAAAUGGUUCUGAAACUG